Molecule: messenger RNA, 3657 nt
Organism: Populus trichocarpa (black cottonwood)
Lineage: Eukaryota; Viridiplantae; Streptophyta; Magnoliopsida; Malpighiales; Salicaceae
Product: pentatricopeptide repeat-containing protein At4g08210
Exons: 4
Coding region: 557-2638 (693 amino acids)
Biological process (GO): RNA modification
Molecular function (GO): RNA binding; protein binding
Source: RefSeq, a predicted model, not a curated record
GCGUAGAAAAAUCUAUUUCUUGUAGAUUCUGCAAUAUUUUACUCGGACGCCUAUCCUAAAUAGGAUAUGCUUUUUUCCCUAAGGUCAGCCUGAUAACUUCAAAGAAUAUCCAAUGUGUCCAUUUGAUUAAUGUUUUUACUUUCCAAGAUCUUUUUCCUACGAUCUUGAUUUAUUUAUCUAAUAUUCACAUUUGGAUUUUCUUUUUUGAUUUUUUGAUAUCUUUAAAACUUUCACCUAUGAUUUUCUAUAUAAUGUGUAGAUCUUUGAUACGUGACAUCCAAAAUAACAGAAUUGGAUAAAAUGAUGAAAAUCAUAGCUGUAGAAUUCAUAUAAAAAUAUUAUACAAUAGAGCCUUGUUUGGUUAUAGGAAGUAUAAAAUCAUGGGUUAAUGCCUUACUGGCAAAUUUUGUUCAUACACUUUUUUAUUCUCUAUGUAUUAUAUAAAUUCUACUUAUGAAGGUUUUUAUCAUUCCAUGGCUAACUAUGACACGUGUAGUGAACUUCUAGCUAUGUAGCUUCCUCCAACAACUCACGAGCUCUUUGACCUUCGUGGAUAAUGAAAAUGGACUUGAAGCAUAUAGUUGCAGCUAUACGCCAUUGUGGGCGAGUUCAAGCUCUCAAGCAAGGCAAAUCAUUUCAUUCUCAUUUGAUCAAAACUGGGUAUUCUCAUAACGUCUACAUAGCCUGCAAUUUGGUAUCUAUGUAUGCUGACUUCACAUUUUUAAUCGACGCAUAUAAACUGUUUGAUGAAAUGCCUGUAAAAAACAUCGUCACCUGGACCACUAUGGUUUCUGCGUAUACCAGCAAUGGAAAGCCUCGUGAAGCAAUAAAGCUAUAUACCCGGAUGUUAGAUUCUAAAUCAGAAGUCCCUAAUGGGUUUAUGUACUCUGUGGUUUUGAAAGCGUGUGGUCUUGUGGGUGAGAUUGAGCUGGGUAGACUGAUUCAUAAGAGAUUUUCUAGAGAGAAUUUAGAUUACGAUAUUGUUUUGCUGAAUGCUCUUUUGGAUAUGUAUGUUAAAUGCGGAUGCUUGAGUGAUGCAAGAAAAGUUUUCGAUAGGAUCUUUUUGAGGGCGAAUUCCACUUCCUGGAAUACAAUGAUUUCGGGGUAUUUUAAGGAAGGUUUGGUGGAGGAGGCUGUUAAUUUGUUCAAUCAAAUGCCGGACAGAAAUGUUGUUUCUUGGAAUACUAUUAUUGCUGGUCUUGCAGAAAAUGGGAGUUCACGUGCAUUACAGUUUGUUUGUAAGAUGCACCGGGAAGGGAUUAAGCUUGAUAAAUUUACUUUUCCAUGUGCUCUUAAGACAUGUAGCUAUGCUGGUUUCUUAGUUGCAGGUAAACAGAUUCACUGUUAUGUUUUAAAGUCUGGUUUGGAGUCUAGUUGCUUCGCUGUGUCAGCGCUGGUUGAUAUGUAUUCAAAUUGCAACGGGUUAGAUGAUGCUAUAAGGCUGUUUGAUCAAUACUCAGGUGGUACUGGUUCAAUCUGUGAUAGCUUAGUACUCUGGAAUUCUAUGCUUUCAGGGUAUGUUGUUCAUGAGAAAAAUAGAGCUGCUGUUAAUAUGAUUGCACAAAUCCAUCAUUCUGGUGCUUCGGUUGACUCUUACACCUUGAGUAGUGCUUUGAAGGUCUGCAUCAACUUGCUCAAUGUGAGACUUGGGAUUCAAGUUCAUGCUUUGAUUGUUACCAGUGGGCAUGAGUUAGAUUAUGUUGUUGGAAGCAUCCUUGUAGACCUCUAUGCAAAACUGGGGAAUAUGAAAGAUGCUUUUAAACUGUUUCAUAGGCUUCCCAAGAAAGAUAUUGUAGCUUGGUCUGGUUUACUCAUGGGGUGCGCUAAGAUGGAAUUGAACUCCUUAGCUUUGUCACUGUUUAGAGAUAUGGUUACAUUUGGUGUUGAAGUAGAUCAGUAUAUUGUUUCUAAUGUUCUGAAAGUCUGUUCUAGUUUGGCAUCUAUUGGAACCGGUAAACAGGUACAUGCUUUUUGUAUCAAGAGAGGAUAUGAAACCGAACAGGUCACCAUCACAGCCCUCAUUGACAUGUAUUCAAAAUGUGGUGAGGUAGAAGAUGGUUUGGUUUUGUUUGGCUGUGUUGCAGAUAGGGAUGUUGUAUGCUGGACAGGGAUCAUUGUGGGGUGUGCGCAGAAUGGAAGGGCAAAUGAAGCUCUUGAAAUUUUCCGACAGAUGGUACAAUCAGGGUUAAAGCCAAAUGAAGUCACUUAUCUAGGUGUCCUUACUGCAUGUAGGCAUGCUGGUUUGGUUGUAGAGGCACAGACCAUAUUUGGGACCAUGAAAUGUGAUCACAGACUUGAACCUCAACUAGAACAUUAUUAUUGCAUGGUUGAUCUUCUAUGUCAAGCUGGAUAUUUCAAAGAGGUAGAGAAGUUAAUUGCUGAGAUGCCAUUUAAACCUGACAAAACCAUAUGGAGCUCGAUGCUUGGGGCCUGUGGGACUCACAGGAAUACUGGAUUGGUCAGUACCAUUGCUGAGAACCUUCUUGCUAAUUGUCCAAAUGACCCUUCGAUUUAUGUUAUGCUUUCAAAUGCUUAUGGAACUUUGGGAAUGUGGGAUAGUCUAAGCCAAGUGAGGGAAGCUGCUAAAAAGUUGGGUGUCAAAGCAGCUGGAACGAGCUGGAUUGAGAUUUCAAGUUAAGAUGCGUUGGUCAUGGCAUGGCAUUAGUUAAUCUUGCCUGAAGUUCAAGAUUAAGUGGUAAAACAUUCACUGCUACUUAUCUAUUAGUCAUUAUGUGUCUGGGAUGUCAGUGUAAGAGCAUUUACCCGUGCUAAAUAGUUGGGCUGGGUUGAAGAAAACCUGGAGAUGCAGAAACAUACAGCAUGUAUAUUGCCGUCAGAAGGAUCUCGAUAUGAAGGAUGCCAAUACAAAUCAUUUCCCUGAAUUCAAUUUACGAGACAAAUUACAACUAAUCGGAAAGAACUAUGUUAUUCUUCAUCUUGUGUUUUACAGAGUAGGAAAGAGAGGAAGGAAAUUGCAAUAGAAGGGCCCAAGAAAGGAAGAAACGGAAUAGAAUUUUUUACAGCUAUAUGCCAAUCGAAACAAGGCCCUCUAGUCUCAUUUCGAAGAGGUUCCUAGAAUAUAUUUCCAAAAAAUUCAAUUUUUUUGUUUUACUAAAAUUUAAUAUGGUUUGUAUGUUUUGGAUCAUUUUGAUGUGCUGAUAUUAAAAAUAAUUUUUAAAAAAUAAAAAAAUAUCAUUGACAUGUAUUUCAGCACAAAAAAUUAUUUAAAAAGCAACCGCUACCAUACUAACAAACACCACGACAAGCAUCAGUAGGCUUCUAUUCCUUCCAUGGUCGAAUGUAAAUACAAUCAUUGCUUGUGUCGUGGAGUUGGAAAGGCACUGCAAGAGAAAGGAUACAAUGGUCCUACCUAGAAGUGAACGCUGGUCCAACCAUUUGACCUUGACCCGGCAGACUUGAGUAAGCAACUGGCGUGGGGUCCACCUAGGCAAAGAUUAGGGAGCCACACCACCCAAUUGUCAUUGUUGAUGCAAAGGGCAAUUCGUUGCUUUGCAAGGCAUUAUUCCAUGCUUGUGGCAUUUGGUUGUUUUGAACAUUCUUUCUCAUGCCAUGUUGCUUUCUUCAAUCAUUUCACCCCCCUCACAAUUCUCUGUCCUCCCACAGAUUCAACAUUAUGGAUUGUGCCCGUGUUUCUUC